CAGGAGAGAGCCUGACGCGGCUGCUUGUGCAGAGUGAUUGGUUCCUGCCGGGCCUCCGGGGGGAUCCGGCUCCGACUUCCUGUUGCAUCUUGGGAGCGGGCGCCAGCCCGGAUACCUACCCGGAGGGCCGCGCAGCCCGUCCUGCCCCGCCUCCCGGGCGCCCCCGCCUCCGAGGCCGCCUCGCUCCGUCCUUCCCGGCAAGCCCCGCGCCAGCGCUGCCCACUGAUUGGCUGCGGCGCGAGCAGCCGCUCUGCCGCAGCGGUUACCCCGGGUUUCCGGUGCGAGGCCAGAGCCGUCUGCGCGUCGGCACUGAGGCCGCGAUGAAGAACCAGGACAAGAAGAACGGGGCCGCCAAGCACGCGAACAACUCUUCCCAUGCGAAAGGCCACCCUGGGCAGCCCGAAGCCGGACCGGAGGGAGGCCCCGGGCGAGCCGGCCAGGCCGCCGCUGCCUCCGACGCAGAAGGUUCCAGCAGCCGGGCUCCAGCGAAGACGGAGGGAGCCCAAGUCAAAGCUGCUCAAGCUGGGGCUCUCCGUGAUGUCUCCGAGGAGCUGAGCCGCCAGCUGGAAGACAUCUUGAGUACAUACUGCGUAGACAACAAUCAGGGGGGCCCAGCUGAGGAUGGGGCACAUGGUGAACCCACUGAACCUGAAGAUACAGAGAAGUCCCGGGCUUAUGCCUCAAGGAAUGGCGAGCCUGAGGCAGAGACCCCAGUUGUCAUCAAUGGUGAGAAGGAACCCUCCAAGGGGGAGGCAGGCCCAGAAGAGAUCCGGGCAAGUGAUGAGGUUGGAGACCGCAAUCACCGAAGGCCACAGGAAAAGAAGAAAGCCAAGGGUCUGGGCAAGGAGAUCACAUUGCUAAUGCAGACGUUGAACACCCUGAGUACUCCAGAGGAGAAGCUGGCAGCUCUAUGCAAGAAGUAUGCUGAACUGCUGGAAGAGCACCGGAACUCGCAGAAGCAGAUGAAGCUCCUACAGAAGAAGCAGAGCCAGCUGGUGCAGGAGAAGGACCACCUGCGUGGUGAGCACAGCAAGGCCAUCUUGGCCCGGAGCAAGUUGGAGAGCCUGUGCCGAGAGUUGCAGCGCCACAACCGCUCCCUCAAGGAAGAAGGUGUGCAGCGAGCCCGGGAGGAAGAGGAGAAACGCAAGGAAGUGACUUCACACUUCCAGAUGACACUGAAUGACAUCCAGCUACAGAUGGAACAACACAAUGAGCGCAAUUCCAAGCUGCGCCAAGAGAACAUGGAGCUGGCCGAGAGGCUCAAGAAGCUGAUCGAGCAGUAUGAGCUGCGGGAAGAGCACAUCGACAAAGUCUUCAAACACAAGGACCUGCAGCAGCAGCUUGUGGAUGCCAAGCUCCAGCAGGCCCAGGAGAUGCUGAAGGAGGCAGAGGAGAGGCACCAGCGGGAGAAAGAUUUUCUCCUCAAAGAGGCUGUGGAGUCCCAGAGGAUGUGUGAGCUGAUGAAGCAACAGGAGAACCACUUGAAGCAGCAGCUUGCCUUGUACACAGAGAAGUUUGAGGAGUUCCAAAACACACUCUCCAAAAGCAGUGAGGUGUUCACCACAUUCAAACAGGAGAUGGAAAAGAUGACUAAGAAGAUUAAGAAGCUGGAGAAAGAAACCACAAUGUACCGGUCUCGGUGGGAGAGCAGCAAUAAGGCGCUACUGGAGAUGGCCGAAGAGAAAACACUCCGGGACAAAGAGCUGGAGGGCCUGCAAGUGAAAAUACAGCGGUUGGAGAAGCUAUGCCGGGCGCUGCAAACAGAGCGCAAUGACCUGAACAAGAGGGUACAGGACUUGAGUGCGGGGGUCCAGGGCCCUCUCACAGACAGCCCUGAACAAAGGUCAGAGGCUGCCACUGCCUCCAAGGAGCAGGGUGUUGAGGGGCCUGGGGCCCAAGCACCUAGCUCCCCAAGAGCCACGGAAGCCCCUUGCUGCCAUGGAGCACCCGGCUUAGAAGCAUCUGGCCGUACUAGGCCUCAGGAGCCCACCUCCACCACCGCCUAGGGAGCGUGGCCUGGGGUGUGUGCUGGGAAGGGAGCAAGCAGCCCAGCCAAGCCUGGCCCACCAAGCUCCCUCUGCUGCGCAGUGCAGCCCUCAGGUCACGCUCUGGCCUGGCCGGUGUCUGACACCUCGCAGUUUUGGAUUUUCUGGGUCAGUUUUCAAUACCUAUGGCAUAGGUGCAAGGCCACACGCGUUCUUACCUGUAAGUGUCAAGUGGGCUGACAUGGGGGUGGGAUGUGGACAGAUGAGGUCAGUGGCUCUUCUACAAGUUUAAUGGGUCUCAAAGCAGAGCUGUCCCAGUGAGCUACUGGACAAGCAACAAGCUUUUCCCUGCCUGAUUUGAGACUCCUUCCUGCCCUGCAGGGCUCAAGCCAGAUGACACCCUCGGGCCUUGACAAUGAGCAGGACUUGGGCAACUCCAGCUCUCCAAGCUUCUCCGGAAGCUCUUUUGCUUCUCUUGACCUGGAAAAGGGAACCCCAAACAGAGCCUUGGCAGGGGCUUAGGAACAGUAACACAACUGCCCUCUGCCUCGGACUGGGCCCUGGAGAAGGUUUCUGUGUGGGAUGAUGUGCUGGGUGGGAGCCCCCAGGCACCACUUCCCCUGCCCUCUGGUAGUGCCAGGACCAGGCCAAUGACGCUUUUCAGUAGCCUUAUCAUUCACAGGUGCCUCUAGCCUGCACAAUGAUUGACAAGAGAUCACCCAAAGGCUUCUUCCAGAAGGGUUCUCUGUUCUGUUUGUCCGAUCCUUUAUUUUUGCACAUGACAGUGUUUGUGUUGCUGAUCUCCUGAGGAAGAAGGGAGAGUGCCGUAGUGGUGGUGCCUGGCUUCCUGGCUCCCAGUGCCCCACCACCCCACCUAGCACUUUGCCGUGCUGGUUCUGAGGUUUCCUGUCAGUGAACCCAGAUUGUUUAUAGUAACGGAAAAAAGGGUUUCUGAUGGCUUUGCCACAGCUUGCCUGUGACACCUUGGGAGGUCUCCAGGCAGCCGUGCAGGCCUGUUCUUCCCUUGGCUUUAUGAGUCUUCUGCUCUCUUGCUUGCACCCACGUGCAUUCCUUGAGAUUUGCCCUGGUUCUGUUUUGGCCUGGGGACUGGCUGCAAUAUGUCCCUUGCAGCAUGGACAAGAAUAAGACCUGGGGCUAAAAAGAGAGUACAGGGAACAGGUAAGACAUCUCAACCCAGUUCAGUCCCCAGUGCCACAUUUGGUCCCCACUGAACACUCUGGGUGUGGCGCAGGCCUGCCCCUUCCCCAAAGAGAAAUGAAAACAAUUGAUUUGGUCCCAGAGAGUCAAAAGGCUGCAGAUUGUGUACCUGUCCCACAUUGUCCUUCCACCCCCCAGUGCCUGCUGUUCUGAACUCUUGAAGGUUCUGCUGUGGCAAACAGGCUGGCUAGGCUGUUUGCUUUUAUUACUGUGCAGGGUGGUAUAGGGCAGUUCUCUUGAGCAACUAAAUAAGUCUUGUGUUAAGUGGGACUCUGCUGGUUUUGGAGUCAGCACCCCAUCUUCAGUGGUGUGCCACAGCUUGAGUGCAGCGGCAGAGGGAGCCACAGACCAAAAUGGCCAGAUGGUUGAUAUACGUCCUUGAAGCUGCUUCAUUGUCUGGCAGGCCCCUUCAUUUCAUAUAGUUAGUCUUUGAGCCCUGAACUUCAAUUCCUCAAAGAAGUAGGUUAGUGAAAAAUGCUAAGAAUGUCUGAAUCACAUUUCAGCUUAGACCAGAGAUGGCAAAUGAACAGCCCAUCAGUUCCCUGUGGCCAACUUGUUUCCCCUCACCCCUCUCCCAAAGUCUGUCCCUGAGAGUAGAACUGUUCCCCUAGCCAGUGAGCAUGAGGACCGGCAUGCCGUCUUGCCUGGCUGAGACCCCAUUUUCCGGUUCAACAGUCCCCGUCCUUCCAGGUACCUUUUCUGUCCCCCUCAAAAGCCUGGGUCUGGACUCAUGCCAGCUGCCUCCUGCCCCAGUCAAGCCAGUUCUGCCAGGCUGGGGCACACAGGAGCUGCCAACCCCAACAGGUUUGCUGGGCUACAGAAGCACAAGGCUGCGGCAGGAGCUUUAGCUUGCUCAGCAGGAAGGCCUGCAGAGCCCCCACAGAACUGCCUCCUCACUCAGCUACCUCUUUAAAGCCCGAGGUGGGGGCAGGUCUGUUGGAGCCUCAUGUGGCAUGGGAGGUGACAGCUGCUCUGCAUGCCAGCAGCCCCUGGAGACAUCUAGUGACAGUGAGCAAGGUGGUCUCACUGGGCUAGCCUCCCAGAUCUGCAUGCCAGCAGCCCCUGGAGACAUCUAGUGACAGUGAGCAAGGUGGUCUCACUGAGCUGGCCUCCCGGAUCAGAGCCUGUACCCUUAGGGGGUCAGGAUGGAGGGAGUCUCUUCCCAGUUCCAGCCAGAGCUGUACUUUCAGGCCAGGCUUUUGAUGGGCACCACUUCUUCCUUUUCCUCCUCAGUGACCAAAUCUUCCCACCUACAGCUGCACUGCUGCUGCUUCUGCUUUCCAAAGUCAGCCUGGACCCUGGCUGCUGCCCACCCUGCCAGGAGCCUGGGCAGAUGCAGGCACGGUGGCCUGUUGGCUGGUUGCGCUAAGGCCAGUGCCUUCCCUGUGCACGUGACCUCACCUUAGGACCAAGCGCUGUGUUGGUUUCUUAGAUUGCUAGCUUUUCCAGAUUCCCAGGACCAGCUGGAGCCCUCUCUGCUCUGCUUGCAGAUGUGUGUUCAGGAUGCCCCGCCCUGAGCUCCAGAGUCAACAGCUCAGCAGCACUUUUUCUUUGUUUUCCAUGAGGUUUUUGGACCAUGGUGGAGCUCAGGCACUUUUCUGUAAGAUGUUUUGUCUCCUAGGGUGGCUUGAUCCCCUCCUCCACCUCUGUCCUGAGGCCCUGGAGCUGCCCUGCUGAGUUCAUUCUCCAGCUGCUGCUCCAGCCCUCCCACCUUGCACAGCACAGAGGUGGUCACCCUGGGGCAGCCUGGCGCCUGCCUGGGGGAGGGGUGCAACCUUCUAUCCCUGUAACUGCUUCCUUUAGGCCCCAGCUGGUGCCUACACUUGUUGGAAGCUGUGCUGAUGGCUUUUUUUUGUUGUUAUUUUGGGGGUGGGAGGUGGGGUAGUGUCUCCUUUUGGUAUUCACAACAGCCAGGGACAUGAUUUUAAUGUAUUUUAAACCACAUGAAAUAAAAGAGUCUGUUGCCUUAUUUCUCCU
Molecule: messenger RNA, 5180 nt
Organism: Sorex araneus (European shrew)
Lineage: Eukaryota; Metazoa; Chordata; Mammalia; Eulipotyphla; Soricidae
Gene: TXLNA
Product: taxilin alpha
Exons: 11
Coding region: 321-2006 (561 amino acids)
Molecular function (GO): syntaxin binding
Source: RefSeq, a predicted model, not a curated record